Aspergillus viridinutans is the source of this 1641-nucleotide messenger RNA. RefSeq names its product putative MFS transporter. Gene Ontology annotation, biological process: biotin import across plasma membrane. The record is from RefSeq and is a predicted model, not a curated record. Gene Ontology annotation, cellular component: membrane. The transcript is spliced from 4 exons. The coding region runs from base 1 to 1641 and encodes 546 amino acids. NCBI's taxonomy places the organism in Eukaryota, Fungi, Ascomycota, Eurotiomycetes, Eurotiales, Aspergillaceae. Gene Ontology annotation, molecular function: solute:proton symporter activity; dethiobiotin transmembrane transporter activity; biotin transmembrane transporter activity.
AUGUCCUCAUCAGAAGGAGAAAUCCGUCCCAAAGAUGUGGGGAAGCAUCAGGACACCGAGAAUGUCCGGGAACCAUCAACUGAGACUCAGAAUGAUGUUGAAUCUGGCGAUGAGCCCAGCAUCGCUGAGAUUGAGCGCAUCUAUAGAAAACUAGACUAUCGGAUUAUCCCUGCCUUUUGGGUACUGUACUUUCUCUGCUCUGCCAUCCGAUCCAACGUUGGUCUGGCACAGACGAUGAACAUGGACGUAGGCCACGACCUCGGGUCCGUGCUGCACCUGACGCCUCAUCAGAUCUCGACCGGUCUCGCCUUGUUCUACGUCUGCUAUGUGGUCUUUGACUUGCCGUCGAAUCUGGUGAUGACCAGACUCAGCCCGCACAUCUGGAUGAGUCGGAUCGUCAUCAGCGUGGGUAUUAUUGGCAGUUGCAUGGCGGCCAUGAAAGCAGCGUGGAGCUUAUAUCUCCUCCGUCUUCUGCUCGGCAUCGUCAUUGCCGGCAUGUGGCCCGGAAUGACCUAUUACCUCACCCUCUUCUACCCUCCCUCGCGGACGGGCAAACGCAUCGGCCAAUACUUCACUGCCGCCCAGAUCUCCGCCGCCGUCGUGGGCCUGGUGUCGGCAGGGUUCCAGAAGAUGGACGGCGAGCGCGGCCUCGUGGGCUUCCAAUGGAUGUUCCUCGUCUACGGCGUCAUCACCAUCGCCGUCGGCAUCGUCCUUCUCUGGUGGCUUCCCGACCGGCCCAUGGCCCCUGGCGUCCAACCCCCGCGUCGCAAGUAUCUCCGGUGGCUGCCACGCAGCGCCCCCGCCCUCACGGGCCGAGACGCAGAGAUCCACUACCACGACCUGAGGCGCGUCUACCACCGUCCGCAGUGGUCCCUCCGCGACCUCCUCGGCGUGUUCCUCGAUUGGCGCCUGUGGCCGCUACUGGUCAUGUACUUUGGCGUGGUCGGCGUGGGCAUCGGCGUCCAGAACUACGCCACCGUCAUCAUCAGGGGGAUCGACCAGUCCCUGAACGGGAUCGACCUGAGUCUCCUCACAGCCCCAAUCUGGCUUAUGGACCUCCUCGGCAUCCUCCUGGUAACGCCCUUCUCCGACCGCUUCCACAAACACCGAGCCCUCUUCUUCUCCCUCCCCGUCUGCCUCCAGAUCCUCGGCCUCCUCCUAACAACCUACGCCGGCUCCCCCACAAACCCCUGGCCCCGCUACGGCGGCCUCCUCAUCGUCGGCUUCGGCCUCGGCCCCACAGUCCCCAUCACCAUGUCCUGGACAACAGAGGUCUUCCAGCCCCGCCACGGCGAAGUCGGCGUCGCCGCCGCCUCGGCCGUCGUCUCCGGCUGGGGAAACCUCGGCAGCAUCCUCACCACCUACGCCCUCUACACCGGCUGGCCCAGCGACAGCGCUGCCCCCGGCCGCGCCAAGUUCCGCAAAUCCAACCUCGUCAUGGUCGGCAUCCUGUGCGCCAGUAUCCUUUCGUCGGUGCUCAUGCAGACGGGCCUUUGGCUGGCGGAGCGGAGGAGGCGCGCUCGCGGAGCCGGUGAGCCGGGGAAGAUUGUCGAUGUUGCCGCUAGGCGUGAGGCUCAACAGCGUGGUUUGCAGGGUCUGGGGUCUUCGGGUCUUCUCCGCAUUUUCAGAAAGGGCACGUAG